AUGCUCUUUCAUACGCUCGCUCCUCUCGCCCUCCUCCUCCUCUCGGGAGGCAGCCUCGCAGCCGCCGCGCCCGCCGCCUCACCUGCCGCCGGCGGCAGCAGCCCCGCCGCCAAGAUCAUCGAGCAGAUCAUGCCCAAGUCGGCCUCGUGCGACGGCGCGCCCGCCGCCGGCGGCGGCGCCGACUGCCGCACCGCCGCCCAGGCCGCCGACUUCUUCGUCGCCGGCUUCCAGCGCUGGUCCGUCUACGCGCCCGCCCAGAUCGCCGCCGUCCUCGCCGUCUCGGCCCUCGAGUCCGACGAGCUCAGGUACAAGCACAACGUCAGCCCCGGCCGCCCCGGACAGGGCACCUCCAACAUGCAGAUGAUCCACUACAACCUGCUCUACGCCCGCGCCGUGCCGGAGCUCCGGCCCAAGGCCGACGCCAUCGCCGGCGGAGCCGCCGCCGCGGGCGAGAGCCUGCCCGCCGACAAGGCCGACGCCGUGCUCGCGCUCGUCACGCCCGACGAGUACAACUUCGCCUCGGGCGCCUGGUUCCUCGCGACGCAGUGCUCCGCCGACGUCCGGAGCCAGCUGGCCACCGGGUCCGACGCCGGCUGGGCCGCCUACAUGGGCUGCAUCGGCGUGCCGGCCGACGACCCGGCCCGCGUCAAGUACUGGACCGCGGCCAAGGCGGCCUUCAACAUUUCCUGA
This is a messenger RNA of Thyridium curvatum, 690 nucleotides long. RefSeq lists its product as uncharacterized. The coding region runs from base 1 to 690 and encodes 229 amino acids. Lineage: Eukaryota; Fungi; Ascomycota; Sordariomycetes; Thyridiales; Thyridiaceae. The transcript has a single exon. The record is from RefSeq and is a predicted model, not a curated record.